AUGGGAGGUGUCACCAUGGGAGGUGUCACCGUGGGGGGUGUCACUGUCAUGGGAGGUGUCACCAUAGGGGGUGUCACCGUCAUGGGAGGUGUCACCAUCAUGGGAGGUGUCAUUGUCAUGGGAGGUGUCACUGUCAUGGGAGGUGCCAAACCCCUGGGAGACGUCACUGUGGAAGGUGCCACCACAGGAGGUGUCACCACCAUGGGAGGUGUCACUUUUAGAGAUGUCCCUGUUGUAGAUGCCACCAUGGGAGAUGCCACCACUGUUGGAGGUGCCACCAUGGGUGAUGUUCCUUUUGGAGAAGCCACCACCGUGGGAGAUGUCACUGAGGGAGGUGGCACUGUGGGAGGUGGCACUGUGGGAGGUGGCACCAUUGGAGAUGUCACCAUUGGAGAUGUCCCUGUUGGAAAUGCCACCACUGUGGGAGGUGUCACCAUUGGAGAUGCCAAGGUGGGAGAUGCCACCAUGGGAGACGUCACCAUGGGAGGUGCCACCACUGUGGGAGAUGUCCUUGUUGGAGGUGCCACCACAGGAGAUGCCACCGUGGGAUGUGAUGCCACAGGAGGUGCCACCACCAUGGGAGAUGUCACUGUUGGAGAUGCCACCAUUGGAGAUGCCACCACUGUGAGAGGUGUCACCAUUGGAGAUGCCAGGGUGGGAGAUGCCACCACGUGUGAUGCCACCACCAUGGGAGAUGUCACCGUUGGCGAUGCCACCAUUGGAGAUGCCACCACAGUGGGAGAUGUCACCAUGGGAGGUGCCACCACAGUGGGAGAUGUCCUUGUUGGAGAUGCCACCAUUGGAGAUGCCACCACAACGGGAGAUGUCCUUGUUGGAGACGUCACCAUUGAAGAUGUCACUGUUGGAGAUGUCACCACCAUGGGAGGUGCCGUCAUGGUGGGUCAUGACAUGAGAGGUGCCACCACCGUGGAAAACGUCAUUGUGGCUGAUGUCACCCUGGGAGACGCCACCACUGGAGGUGCCACCAUGGGAAGUGACACUUUUGGAGAUGUCACCAUGGGAGGUGGCGGCACAAGAGGUGUCACCACCACUGGAGAUGCCACCGCUGUCGGAGAUGUCACCGUGGGAGAUGAAGCCGUGAGAGGAGCCACCACCAUGGGAAGUGCCAUCACAGUGAGAAACGUCACCGUGGGAGAUGUCACCUCUGCAGGUGCCACCGUGGGAGAUGCCACCACGAGAGAUGAUGCCAUGAGCAGAGCCACCAACAUGGGGGUGGUCACUGUGGGAAUUGUCACCACCAGAGACGUCACCACCCUGGGAGCUGUCACCGUGCCGGGAGAUGCCACCAUGGCAGAAGCCACCAGAAGAAGAGUCACCAUGAGAGAGGACGCCAUGGGAGGUGCCACCACUGUGGGAAAGGUCCCUGUGGGAGGUGCCACCGUAGGAGAUGCCACCACAGCUGGAGGUGUCACCGUGGGAAAUGUCACCGUGAGUAAUGUAACUGUGGGAGGUGCCACCACCAUGGGAGAUGCCACCAUGGGAGAUGCCACCAUGGGAGAUGCCGCCAUGGGAGGUGAUGCCGUGGGAGAUGCCACCAUGGGAGAUGCCACCACUGUUGGAGAUGCCACCACUGUGGGAGAUGCCACCGUGGGAGGUGAUGCCAUGGGAGAUGCCACCAUGGGAGAUGCCACCACUCUUGGAAAUGUCACUGUAGGAAAUGUCACCAUGGGAGAUGAUGCCACCACCAUGGGAGAUGCCACCAUGGGAGAUGCCACCACUCUUGGAGAUGCCACCAAGGGAGUGGGAGAUGUCCUUGUUGGAGAUGCCACCAUUGGAGAUGCCACCACAGUGGGAGAUGUCCUUGUUGGAGAUGCCACCAUUGGAGAUGCCACCACAGUGGGAGAUGUCCUUGUUGGAGACGUCACCAUUGAAGAUGUCACUGUUGGAGAUGUCACCACCAUGGGAGGUGCCGUCAUGGUGGGUCAUGACAUGAGAGGUGCCACCACCGUGGAAAACGUCAUUGUGGCUGAUGUCACCCUGGGAGACGCCACCACUGGAGGUGCCACCAUGGGAAGUGACACUUUUGGAGAUGUCACCAUGGGAGGUGGCGGCACAAGAGGUGUCACCACCACUGGAGAUGCCACCGCUGUCGGAGAUGUCACCGUGGGAGAUGAAGCCGUGAGAGGAGCCACCACCAUGGGAAGUGCCAUCACCGUGAGAAACGUCACCGUGGGAGAUGUCACCUCUGCAGGUGCCACCGUGGGAGAUGCCACCACGAGAGAUGAUGCCAUGAGCAGAGCCACCAACAUGGGGGUGGUCACUGUGGGAAUUGUCACCACCAGAGACGUCACCACCGUGGGAGCUGUCACCGUGCCGGGAGAUGCCACCAUGGCAGAAGCCACCAGAAGAAGAGUCACCAUGAGAGGAGAUGCCACCGUGGGAGACGACGCCAUGGGAGGUGCCACCACUGUGGGAAAGGUCCCUGUGGGAGGUGCCACCGUAGGAAAUGCCACCACAGCUGGAGGUGUCACCGUGGGAAAUGUCACCGUGGGAAAUGUCACUGCGGAAGGUGCCACCACCAUGGGAGAUGCCACCGUGGGAGGUGCCACCAUGGGAAGUGAUGCCAUGGGAGAUGCCACCAUUCUUGGAGAUGCCACCAAGGGAGAUGCCACCAAGGGAGGUGAUGCCAUGGGAGAUGCCACCAAGGGAGAUGCCACCACUCUUGGAAAUGUCACUGUAGGAAAUGUCACCACAGGAGAUGAUGCCACCACUGUGGGAGAUGCCACCAACAUUAGAGAUGCCACCGUGGGAGGUGAUGCCAUGGGAGGUGAUGCCGUGGAAGGUGCCACCACUCUUGGAGAUGUCACUGUAGGAAAUGUCACCACGGGAGAUGAUGCCACCACCAUGGGAGGUGCCACCAUGGGAGGUGAUGCCAUGGGAGAUGCCACCACUCCUGGAGAUGCCACGGUGGGAGAUGCCACCACCAUUGGAGAUGCCACCGUGGGAGGUGAUGCCAUGGGAGAUGCCACCACCAUUGGAGACGCCCCUGUUGCAGGUGCCACCACCAUGGGUGCUGUCACCAAAGGAAGUCCCGGUGCCACCAGGGGUGAUGUCACCACAGGAAGUCCCAGUGCCACCAUGGUUUGA
Molecule: messenger RNA, 3108 nt
Organism: Cyanistes caeruleus (blue tit)
Lineage: Eukaryota; Metazoa; Chordata; Aves; Passeriformes; Paridae
Source: RefSeq, a predicted model, not a curated record